Messenger RNA from Annulohypoxylon maeteangense, 1742 nucleotides. RefSeq lists its product as uncharacterized. The transcript is spliced from 3 exons. The record is from RefSeq and is a predicted model, not a curated record. Gene Ontology annotation, molecular function: protein binding. NCBI's taxonomy places the organism in Eukaryota, Fungi, Ascomycota, Sordariomycetes, Xylariales, Hypoxylaceae. The coding region runs from base 135 to 1637 and encodes 500 amino acids.
UAGCGUAACUGUAAUUUUUAAAAAUUUCUCGAAAAGGCUAAGACAGAGAGUUAAUUUCAAGGUUCUCAUUUCUCUCAUCUCCCUUCAAGUUCUCUCUUCAAUCAAAAGCUUAAUAAGAGGAAAAGAAAAAGAAAAUGGCAAAGCCCAAGUCAUUCCUGAAACAAUCAAAGUCGAAGCCGAAAAAUGAACAGAAACUCGAAACAGCAGAUGACUUCCAAUCUGCUGGUGUCGAGUUUGAAGAAGCAGCUGGAAAGUGGCGUGCGGGAGAUGCUGCAAAAUCAAUGAGAUUCUUCCAGCGCGCCAUUGACGUCUACGAUCAAGGCCUGCGAAAAUUCCCUCAAAAUGCUGAUCUCGCCUAUAACAAAGCCCGAGUGCAGCUGGAGAUAGCCACACAUCCUAUUCUAGUAGAUCAAUUACAACAGCCCUUAAAAUAUGUCUUAGAAGAAGCCUUGGCAUCGCAUCGAUAUUCGCUGCAACUAGAUCCAGACAACGCCGAUGCCCUCUUCAACACAUCUCAAGUCCUCACAACCAUCGCCGAGGUGAUGGCUUCUGACGAGGAUGAUGAAGACUCAAAGUCCGAAACUGAGGCACUGAAGGUGCUUCGAGAGGCCCUUGAGUUGCAGAGUAAAUGUCUCGCUGUACAGGAGCGGAAGUAUCAUGAAUUCCUCGAGCAGGAACGCGCUGCAGACGAGCAAGGACAGGGAACAAACGACACUACGCCUGCAACUAAUAUUGUAGAAAAUUCGGCGUCGAAUGAUAUCGAGGAUGAUGGGGAGUGGUUCAAUGUUGUGGAACCAGUCACCCGAGACACCCUCAUUGACACGUUACUCGCACAGUUAGGCACUCUUACUACCUUCUGUAGUAUCUUAGGCUCCUCGCCGGGUGCUGCUCCCGCAAACACGCUUCCCUGGGUCGAGGACUUUUCAGCAAGCCUCCUAGGGAAGAUGCAAACGAUAUCGCAUGAAAAAAACGACAAGCUGCAAGAGAUUGCUCUGGCAAAAGGGAAUUUGGUAUCGGCGAUGCUGGAAGCAGGGUACAAAUCUGGCAAAAUCGGUGCCGAGACUUACAAGCGAGAAAGAGAUUCAGCUUUUUCCGCCACCGAACUUCAGCUCGAGAGAUCAAUUCAAAGUCUUCUAGCAAAUGCCCGCUCCCUCCUUGCGCUUUACUCCGCCCUCACCGAAGCCGAGAAUGGAGAUGCCCAAUCACAGUCAACGCUUCGAUGGAACGUUCUUACCGCAAGCAUAGCAAAUUUGAAGUCUGCGUCGGCGAUACAGGGUAUUUCUCAAGAAGACCUGGUUACUACGCAUACCCUUCGUGGCGACGCAUCUUUGUGCCUCUGCGCCAUGGCUUUCCCACCCACAUCGCAUCAAACAGCUACGAAUACCGCCACGCAGAAUGCCAAGAAUGCAGAAGUAUAUUACCGUAACGCGAGUAGACUAUCUCAAGAUCGAGAAGAGAAGGAUAUUUCUACUAUGAAGUCGGCUGUCGCACAGUACAUGCAAGCCUACGCUCAAGGACAAGCGCAUGGCGAUAUUGGUGACCUUCUGAACGCAAGCCCCCGAGGGCCACAGUGGGCUAUUAGCCAGGUCGAAGACAUGGUGGCGGAGAAUCUUGUGCCCCCUGGUAUGUUUUCGUAGCCAUUGAUAAUAUCCCCAAAAGGCAAAAAUUAGUGAACAUGAGUGCCUACCUGGGUACAUAACUCAUUAAUAAAAUAAUGAUAAGAGGUAAUCAAUAGAUCAAAC